This is a messenger RNA of Acipenser ruthenus (sterlet), 1720 nucleotides long. RefSeq names its product class E basic helix-loop-helix protein 23-like. The transcript has a single exon. The coding region runs from base 247 to 948 and encodes 233 amino acids. Gene Ontology annotation, molecular function: protein dimerization activity. Lineage: Eukaryota; Metazoa; Chordata; Actinopteri; Acipenseriformes; Acipenseridae. The record is from RefSeq and is a predicted model, not a curated record.
AGUGCGACGGAAGAUGAGUCACAUCCUGCCCAAGGCUAGGGCACGGCGCACUGUGCGGCUCCGUCUGGAAGAAGCUCGCUUAGUUUCAAUGAAACGUCUUCGAUAGUUUUAACAGCACUGUUCAUGUCAAAGUAAAGAAGGGCAAGAAGAUUACAUUAAGAACAGAAAAAAAACAGAGGAGCCUGGAAAAAAAGCAAGACCCCCAAAGAAAAAAACUACUUUUUGCGAAAUUGACUUGCAUUAGAAAUGAACGUUGGAGAAGAAGGUAUUUUCCAUGGUGCUGAUGCGAGAAUGGAUGAACUGAAAUCAAUAAGCAAUGACGCGCUAAUUGAUCUGACACAGCGCUACGGUCAAUCUGCUUUCAGCUUCGGAGCUGGCCAUGGUGCUGGAAGUGCUGGGCGCUAUCCCGGAUCUGUAGGUGCUGAUUUCCUUACGAGUCAAACAGCAAAGUCUACGGAAAGCGGAGGUGAGCACACAAGCGACGAGGACGACGACAGCUUUGGCCCGGUGGAUUCAAAAGGAGGCCCCGCAUUUGGCGCAGAUAAACGCACCAAAAAGCCCAAGGAACAGAGAUCACUCCGGCUGAAUAUCAACGCAAGGGAGCGAAGGAGAAUGCACGAUCUAAACGACGCCUUGGAUGGUCUUCGGUCAGUGAUCCCUUAUGCUCACAGCCCUUCUGUAAGAAAACUUUCCAAAAUCGCUACUUUGUUGUUGGCCAAGAACUACAUCUUAAUGCAGGCACAGGCUUUGGAGGAAAUGAGGAGGGUAGUGGCUUAUUUGAACCAGGGACAGACACUAACUUCUCCCAUUCCCGCAGCCCUGGCCCCCUUUGGACAAGCAGCCGUGUAUCCAUUCACCGGGACCGCUCUGGCCACCUGUGCCGAAAAAUGUACUACUUACACCGGAGCACCUUCCAGUCUCUUCAAACACUGCAGCGAUAAACCUUGACGGAGCUUGCCUAUGCACACUUCCAGCCAUGCACCCAUCUGUCAGUCUUUCUACUUAUUUGCGUCAUUUUGUUGGGAAAGGACAUUGUUAUCAUACAUAACCCUAAACUAUAUUUAAAUAACGGCUGAAACGUUUCACCCAGAUUUAAAAUACGAUAAUAUAAGAUCUUUCUUUAGCAAAGACUAAGAUUAGUUUUGGAAAUGAGCAUUCAAAAACGCUGUUAACCUUAAAGAUGUCUCUCUCUCUCUCUUAAUUUAACUUAAAAAUCCUUUGCAGUCCUAAUGAAUCAAUGUUCAUGUCAUUUACAGAGUUACAUGCGAGAAUUAUAUUAGUGACAAUGCCUGUUUUAGAGAUUUGCCAUAAAUGAAAGUCUUAUACCAUUACAGGAUAUGUAAACGGUUUAACUGUGAUCUAUGCAACAUCACUACAUCGUGUAGAUUAUCUGUGGAUGUGGAUCUAUUGUAAUUAGUGUUUAUAAUGCUCGAGGUGUCUGUCGACUUGUACGGGGUUUUGCUACUAAAUGAAAUAUCAUUACAUCAAAUCAAAUGUAAAAGUUAUAUUAUGUAAGAUAUUCGAGCUGUGUUGAAAAUGUUGACUUUGCUAUUGAACAAAUCACUCGAUUGUACUGUAUGUCUGUGCGAUACUUCUAGGAAUCAAAGAUUUGGAUUAUAAGGUCUUGAUUUUAAAAGUUUUAUUCGCUUGUGCUGCAAACAUUGAAUUUCAUAUAUUGUUUAUAUGUAUUUAUAAUUAAAAAAAAAAAAAAAAUGCCUGA